Molecule: messenger RNA, 1397 nt
Organism: Phodopus roborovskii (desert hamster)
Lineage: Eukaryota; Metazoa; Chordata; Mammalia; Rodentia; Cricetidae
Gene: Cd14
Product: CD14 molecule
Exons: 1
Biological process (GO): inflammatory response; positive regulation of type II interferon production; lipopolysaccharide-mediated signaling pathway
Cellular component (GO): lipopolysaccharide receptor complex; membrane raft; external side of plasma membrane
Molecular function (GO): protein binding; lipopolysaccharide binding
Source: RefSeq, a predicted model, not a curated record
UCACUGCUGUCUCCACAGGAGCCUGUGCUUGGCUUGUUGCUGUUGCUACUGACGCUGGCGCAUGCCUCUCCGGACCCGCCAGAGCCCUGCGUGCUGGAUGAGGAGAGUGUCCAAUGCUCCUGCAACUUCUCAGAUCCGGAGCCGGAUUGGUCCUACGCUUUCCUGUGUACCGGGGCGCAGGACGUGGAAUUCUACGGUGGCGGCCGCAGCCUGGAGCACUUUCUAAAGCGUGUGAACACCGAAGCAGACCCGGGGCAGUUUGCAGAUGUGGUCAGGUCCCUGCCCUGGCAGCGGCUUACUGUGGGGGAUGCGCGGGUUCCUGCUCAGAUGCUAUUCGGAGUCCUGCGUAUGCUCGGGUAUUCCCGCCUCAAGGAACUAACUCUUGAAAACCUGGAGGUAACCGGCACCACGCGGCCGCUUCUGGAAGCCACCGGACCCGAUCUCAACACCUUGAGCCUCAGCAACGUGUCGUGGGCGACAGGGGAUGCCUGGCUCGCAGAACUGCAGCAGUGGCUAAAGCCUGGACUCAAGGUAUUGAAGAUUGCUCAGACACACUCACUAAACUUUUCCUGCGAACAGAUCCAAGUCUUCCCCGCCCUAGUCACUUUAGAUCUGUCUGACAAUCCCGAAUUGGGCGAGAGAGGACUCAUCUCGGCUCUAUGUCCAAGCAAGUUUCCGGCCCUCCAAGUUUUAGUACUGCGCAAUGCAGGGGUGGAGACGCCCAGCGGUGUGUGCUCUGCACUGGCCGUGGCAGGUGUGCAGCUGGAAGGACUGGACCUUAGUCACAAUUUACUGCGGGAUACUGCAGGUGCUCCGGGGUGUGACUGGCCUAGCAAGCUAAACUCGCUCAAUUUGUCUUUCACUGAACUGGAGCACGUACCUAAGGGACUUCCAGCCAAGCUCAGCGUACUUGAUCUCAGUUACAACCGGCUGGAUAGGAAACCUAGGCCAGAUGAGCUGCCCAAGGUGGAUAAACUGUUACUUAAAGGAAACCCCUUUUCAAACCCUGAACCCCAUUCCGGGGAGUAUGACUCUGGUGUAGUGACGGCCCCAGUGCAUUUAUCUCUGGCAGUGAGUGUGUCAGGAACACUGGCUGUGCUCCAAGGAACCGGCCUUUUUGCCUAAUGCCAAAUGGAGAAAAAGCAACAUUUACCUUGUCCUGGUUAGUGAGGUUCCUGGUCAGGAUGAUCAGAACUUCUUGAUCAACAAAUCCUCUGCCUUACAGUUAUUAAAAUCUUAAACCACGAGGUACGGGAAGAAAGGCAGUGUACAUGAAUGAUUUUGAUCCUCAAGAUCCACACAGAGGAAAAGAACUCAUUCCUGAAAGUUGUCCAUCUGACCUCUACAUACGUGCUAUAACACUGUGUGUGUGUGUGUGUGUGUGUGUGUGUGUGUGU